AUGGCUAUCAACAACCCAUCGGUGUUUCUGUUGAUGAUAAACGGACAGAUAGAGGGGGCGAAUGUGAGUAGCGUAGCUAGCUAACGUUAGUAACGCUAGCUAUGAAGCUAGCUAGCUAAGCAUCUAACGUUAGCAAGCUAAGAUGAGUCAUUGGUUUUAGUGAGCAUAAACAUGUUGUUUAAAACUGCCGUGUUCAUUUGCUCUUCGACCCAUUCUCUCUGAUCUGAUCUGAUGUGUUGUGUUGUGUUGUCAGUUUCCGGAGUAUGACGACCUGUACUGUAAAUACUGCUUCGUCUACGGACACGACUGGGCUCCCACCUCGGUGAGUCACACCGCGUCAUCUGGAACACGCUGAAGUUCAGUUACUAUGGAUAGAUACAUAAUGCGCUUGUUUUGCUAGCUAGCAACUACUAAAUACUCAAAUAGUUGCAUGUCCAGUGAUGCCGGGAACUGCGAACUCGGAAAACUCCGACUUCCGAGCGUUCAAAACAACUGGGAACUCUGGGGAAAAAACUAUUUGAACGGUCAUCCAACUCGGGAAUUCGGGCCUCUUUCUAGAGAUCCGACUUUCUGACCUGAAGAUCACAGACGUCAUGAUUUGACCUCGUAUUUUUCCGAGUUCCCAGUUGUUUUGAAUGAGUCAUCAAUAUCUCUCCCUCACCUCUCCUCCCCCGCUCCCUUUCUCUCUCCACCCAUCCUUUUCCCUCCCUCCCUCCUCUCCUCUCUCCCGCUCCAUCUCUGUCCUCCUCCCCUCUCCAUCUUCUCCUCCCUCCUCUCCCCUCUCCCUCUCCUCACCCCCCCGCCCUUCCUCCCUUCCCUCUCACCCCAUUCUUCCCUCCCUCCUCCCCCCCUCUCCCUCUCUCCCCCCUCUCCCUCCCUCUCCUCACCCCCUCCCCUCUCCCUCUCUCCUCCCUCUCCACCCUCUCCCACUCGUUUGGCCUCUCCUCUCCCCUCCUCUCACCCUCUCCACCCCCUCUCCCUCCUCCUCCUCCCCCCCCCUCUCUCCCACCCUCUCCCUCCCCUCUCUCCCCCCCCUCUCCCUACCCCCUCCCUCCUCCCUCCCGACUCCUCUCCCUCCCCUCCCUCCUCCUCUCCCAACCCCUCUCCCUCCUCCUCCUCUCCCAUCCUCCCUCUCCAGGGCCUAGAGGAAGGUAUAUCCCAGAUUACGUCUAAAGGCAGAGACUCUCCUCAAAGAAUGAUCUGGAACUUUCCUCUGGAGAUCACCUUCAAGAGCACCAACCCCUUAGGCUGUGAGACACACCCACACACGUCUUACCAUACCACACAUUUCAUGAUGCCAUAGCUCUAACACUCUUGUGUGUGUGUUCCCAGGGCCUCAGAUCGUGGUGAGUGUGUAUGGUCCUGAUACGUUUGGUAACGAUGUGGUCAGAGGAUACGGAGCAACACAUAUCCCCUUCACUCCUGGACAGUCAGUAUCUCUCCUCUCUCCAUCUCCUUCACAGUCAGUAUCUCUCCUCUCUCCAUCUCCUUCACUCCUGGACAGUCAGUAUCUCUCCUCUCUCCAUCCCCUUCACAGUCAGUAUCUCUCCUCUCUCCAUCUCCUUCACUCCUGGACAGUCAGUAUCUCUCCUCUCUCCAUCCCCUUCACUCCUGGACAGUCAGUAUCUCUCCUCUCUCCAUCUCCUUCACUCCUGGACAGUCAGUAUCUCUCCAUCCCCUUCACUCCUGGACAGUCAGUAUCUCUCCUCUCUCCAUCUCCUUCACUCCUGGACAGUCAGUAUCUCUCCUCUCUCCAUCUCCUUCACUCCUGGACAGUCAGUAUCUCUCCAUCUCCUUCACUCCUGGACAGUCAGUAUCUCUCCUCUCUCCAUCUCCUUCACUCCUGGACAGUCAGUAUCUCUCCUCUCUCCAUCUCCUUCACUCCUGGACAGUCAGUAUCUCUCCUCUCUCCAUCUCCUUCACUCCUGGACAGUCAGUAUCUCUCCAUCUCCUUCACUCCUGGACAGUCAGUAUCUCUCCUCUCUCCAUCUCCUUCACUCCUGGACAGUCAGUAUCUCUCCAUCUCCUUCACUCCUGGACAGUCAGUAUCUCUCCUCUCUCCAUCUCCUUCACUCCUGGACAGUCAGUAUCUCUCCUCUCUCCAUCUCCUUCACAGUCAGUAUCUCUCCUCUCUCCAUCUCCUUCACUCCUGGACAGUCAGUAUCUCUCCUCUCUCCAUCUCCUUCACUCCUGGACAGUCAGUAUCUCUCCAUCUCCUUCACUCCUGGACAGUCAGUAUCUCUCCUCUCUCCAUCUCCUUCACUCCUGGACAGUCAGUAUCUCUCCAUCUCCUUCACUCCUGGACAGUCAGUAUCUCUCCUCUCUCCAUCUCCUUCACUCCUGGACAGUCAGUAUCUCUCCAUCUCCUUCACUCCUGGACAGUCAGUAUCUCUCCUCUCUCCAUCUCCUUCACUCCUGGACAGUCAGUAUCUCUCCUCUCUCCAUCUCCUUCACAGUCAGUAUCUCUCCUCUCUCCAUCCUCUUCACUCCUGGACAGUCAGUAUCUCUCCAUCUCCUUCACUCCUGGACAGUCAGUAUCUCUCCUCUCUCCAUCUCCUUCACUCCUGGACAGUCAGUAUCUCUCCUCUCUCCAUCUCCUUCACUCCUGGACAGUCAGUAUCUCUCCUCUCUCCAUCUCCUUCACUCCUGGACAGUCAGUAUCUCUCCUCUCUCCAUCUCCUUCACUCCUGGACAGUCAGUAUCUCUCCAUCUCCUUCACUCCUGGACAGUCAGUAUCUCUCCUCUCUCCAUCCCCUUCAGUCAGUAUCUCUCCUCUCUCCAUCUCCUUCACUCCUGGACAGUCAGUAUCUCUCCUCUCUCCAUCUCCUUCACUCCUGGACAGUCAGUAUCUCUCCAUCUCCUUCACUCCUGGACAGUCAGUAUCUCUCCUCUCUCCAUCUCCUUCACUCCUGGACAGUCAGUAUCUCUCCUCUCUCCAUCCCCUUCACUCCUGGACAGUCAGUAUCUCUCCUCUCUCCAUCCCCUCCACUCCUGGACAGUCAGUAUCUCUCCUCUCUCCAUCUCCUUCACUCCUGGACAGUCAGUAUCUCUCCAUCCCCUUCACUCCUGGACAGUCAGUAUCUCUCCAUCUCCUUCACUCCUGGACAGUCAGUAUCUCUCCUCUCUCCCUCCCCUCCACUCCUGGACAGUCAGUAUCUCUCCUCUCUCCAUCUCCUUCACUCCUGGACAGUCAGUAUCUCUCCAUCUCCUUCACUCCUGGACAGUCAGUAUCUCUCCUCUCUCCAUCCCCUCCACUCCUGGACAGUCAGUAUCUCUCCUCUCUCCAUCUCCUUCACUCCUGGACAGUCAGUAUCUCUCCAUCUCCUUCACUCCUGGACAGUCAGUAUCUCUCCAUCUCCUUCACUCCUGGACAGUCAGUAUCUCUCCUCUCUCCAUCUCCUUCACUCCUGGACAGUCAGUAUCUCUCCAUCUCCUUCACUCCUGGACAGUCAGUAUCUCUCCAUCUCCUUCACUCCUGGACAGUCAGUAUCUCUCCUCUCUCCAUCUCCUUCACUCCUGGACAGUCAGUAUCUCUCCAUCUCCUUCACUCCUGGACAGUCAGUAUCUCUCCUCUCUCCAUCUCCUUCACUCCUGGACAGUCAGUAUCUCUCCUCUCUCCAUCUCCUUCACUCCUGGACAGUCAGUAUCUCUCCAUCUCCUUCACUCCUGGACAGUCAGUAUCUCUCCUCUCUCCAUCUCCUUCACUCCUGGACAGUCAGUAUCUCUCCUCUCUCCAUCUCCUUCACUCCUGGACAGUCAGUAUCUCUCCUCUCUCCAUCUCCUUCACUCCUGGACAGUCAGUAUCUCUCCUCUCUCCAUCUCCUUCACUCCUGGACAGUCAGUAUCUCUCCUCUCUCCAUCCCCUUCACUCCUGGACAGUCAGUAUCUCUCCUCUCUCCAUCUCCUUCACUCCUGGACAGUCAGUAUCUCUCCUCUCUCCAUCUCCUUCACUCCUGGACAGUCAGUAUCUCUCCUCUCUCCAUCUCCUUCACUCCUGGACAGUCAAUAUCUCUCCAUCUCCUUCACUCCUGGACAGUCAGUAUCUCUCCAUCUCCUUCACUCCUGGACAGUCAGUAUCUCUCCAUCUCCUCUAAUGUAAUCUCUUGUUUUCAGACACACCAGAACCAUCCCGAUGUUUGUUCCUGAAUCCACAUCAAGACUACAGAAAUUCACAAGGUAACGUGUUUGUGUUGCUGUGUGUCUGUUGCUGUGUGUCUGUUGCUGUGUGUCUGUUGCUGUGUGUCUGUUGCUGUGUGUCUGUUGCUGUGUGUUGCUGUGUGUCUGUUAUAGUGUGUCUGUUGCUGUGUGUCUGUUAUAGUGUGUCUGUUAUAGUGUGUCUGUUGCUGUGUGUCUGUUGCUGUGUGUCUGUUGCUGUGUGUCUGUUGCUGUGUGUCUGUCGCUGUGUGUCUGUUGCUGUGUGUCUGUUGCUGUGUGUCUGUUGAUAUGUGUCUGUUGCUGUGUGUCUGUUGCUGUGUGUCUGUUGAUAUGUGUCUGUUGCUGUGUGUCUGUUACUGUGUGUCUGUUGAUAUGUGUCUGUUGCUGUGUGUCUGUUGCUGUGUGUUGCUGUGUGUCUGUUGCUGUGUGUUGCUGUGUGUCUGUUGCUGUGUGUCUGUUGCUGUGUGUGUGUGUGUAACUGUUGUGGUGUGUCUGUUGAUGUGUGUCUGUUGCCGGUUGUCUGUUACUGUGUGUAUUGUGUUAAAUGCUGGGUGCUAAGUGUGUCUGUGUUCUCUCUCCAGUUGGCUGCUGGGUCGGCGUCCAGAGUUCACUGAUCCUAAAGUGGUGGCCCAGGGAGAGGGCAGAGAAGGUAGGCUGUGUUUCUGUGUGUUUGGGAGAGGGCAGAGAAGGUAGGCUGUGUUUCUGUGGUGGCCCAGGGAGAGGGCAGAGAAGGUAGGCUGUGUUUCUGUGGUGGCCCAGGGAGAGGGCAGAGAAGGUAGGCUGUGUUUCUGUGUGUUUGGGAGAGGGCAGAGAAGGUAGGCUGUGUUUCUGUGGUGGCCCAGGGAGAGGGCAGAGAAGGUAGGCUGUGUUUCUGUGGUGGCCCAGGGAGAGGGCAGAGAAGGUAGGCUGUGUUUCUGUGGUGGCCCAGGGAGAGGGCAGAGAAGGUAGGCUGUGUUUCUGUGUGUUUGGGAGAUUUCUGCCGGGAUUCAUUCAAAAGGGUGUGUUGCUUCUCACUGCACUUCCAACAAUGCUUCGAUUUCCCUCAACGUUCAUAGAUCCCAUUCAUGGUCACCGCUGCACACGUCGGCAGGAGCAUAAACCCCUUUAUAAAGCACAUUGGAAUGGUGGUACUGCCUUUAAAUGGAUCCUGGCCUUAGAUAUCCUGGAGACUUCUCUCUCUAUCUCUCACUGCCAUAUCUCUCACUACCAUAUCUCUCACUGACAUAUCUCUCUCUCACCGCCAUAUCUCUCUCUCACCACCAUAUCUCUCUCUCACCACCAUAUCUCUCUCACUACCAUAUCUCUCACCACCAUCUCUCUCUCUCACUACCAUAUCUCUCUCUCUCACUACCAUAUCUCUCUCUCUCACUACCAUAUCUCUCUCUCUCACUACCAUAUCUCUCUCUCUCACUACCAUCUCUCUCUCUCACUACCAUCUCUCUCUCUCACUACCAUAUCUCUCUCACUACCAUAUCUCUCUCUUUCUCUCAGUGACCAGGGUUCGUUCUCAGGGUUUCGUUUCUCUCUCCUUCAACAUCGUGACUAAAGACAUGAAGAGACUGGGUUAUGACACCACGCCUACCGAGACCGCCCACACACACACUGCUGCCGCAGGCGUCGGACCGGGAGACCAGCCGUACAGCACGUGA
This is a messenger RNA of Coregonus sp. 'balchen', 5804 nucleotides long. NCBI's taxonomy places the organism in Eukaryota, Metazoa, Chordata, Actinopteri, Salmoniformes, Salmonidae. The record is from the annotation of a GenBank genome assembly.